UCCUCGUUCGACCUUCGCAAGGUGCAGUGUAGCAGGAAACAACGGCAAAUUGUGGCGAACAGUUUGUCGAAUUCUCGUUGAUCUCGUUUUUUUGUGAUAACAAGAGAAACUUGUUGUUGUACGAUGGUGACCGGGGUGGGUGCCACGAUGCCGACAGGCGGUGUCACCGUCGGUGCUACGCCGCCGGCGCAACACGUGCCCCAGGAGGCUGGACAACCCCCUGCCCAAACCACCACCACGACCACGACCACGAGAAGAUCUGGGGAGAAUCGACGGAGUAAUAAACCGAUUAUGGAAAAGCGCAGACGUGCCCGCAUUAACAACUGCCUAAACGAUCUGAAGACCCUCAUACUAGAUGCCAUGAAAAAAGACCCAGCGCGGCACUCGAAGCUGGAGAAGGCGGACAUUCUGGAGAUGACGGUGAAACACCUGGAAACGCUCCAGCGUCAACAGGUUGCCCUGGCAGCGGCGACCGAUCCUAACGUGUUGAACAAAUUCCGCGCCGGUUUCACGGAAUGCGCCGGCGAGGUUGGCAGGUUUCCCGGCCUGGACGCCUCCGUGAAGAGACGUUUGAUGGCCCACUUGGCCUCCUGCCUCGGCCCGGUCGAGGCGAGCAACAACAACGGGCAGACGGCGAAUCAGCAGCCCGUGCAACCGGCGCCACCGACCACCCAGCUCCAAGUGCACAUUCUUCCCCAAGUGGACGCGACGCCGAGGAUCCAGGUGCAGCAAUCGAACGGGAUCUUCUUCACGAACGCGAACGGGAUGGGCCUGCAGCUGGUGCCUACCAGGUUGGAGAACGGCGACAUCGCCUUGGUGCUCCCCGCCGGUGCAAAAGCGACCCCGGUCGCGUCGCCAGCCUCGUCCCCAGCGCCGACCUCGCCCAUGCCGGCUCUGAUCCCGAUCCCCCAGAGAACGGCCAGCACGGCGUCCGCCUCGUCCUCCUCGAGCUCUGCCAGCUCCACGUCCACGUCCGCGGCGAGUCCUGUGGCCUUCGAGGCGCCACCAGCUACCUUCCGCGACCAGCCAGCAGCCUACACCAACGGGAACAGCCACAGGGACGUCGCGACCUCGCCUGCGAACGGUUACACCAGCGAUCCGGAGUUCGAUCCCCGCGUGUACAGCAGCCCGCCUCUUCAGAAACCGCUCGCCCUAGUGAUGAGGAAGAGCGUCGUACGGGAGGUGGAGGAGAAACCGUGGAGGCCGUGGUAAAGAGGGAAGACGAAGGAUUCGAGGCGAAGGAUGUCUGUCCAAGGAUCUCUGUUUGUGUUGGACGUUGUUUAAACACGGAGUCAAAUCGGUCGCGGGUGAGAAUAGACGAUGUAACGAGUCUCGAGUGAUAUAUAUAUUCAUAUAUAUCUAUGUAUAUGUAUAUAUAUAUAUAUAUAUAUGUUAUGUACUUCGGCUUUGUUCGGAAGAGAAGAGUGGUUCCCGAGUAUGUCGAUUAUUCGAGGAGAAAAGAUUCCCGCGUCACGAUCACACGGAUCAUUGUUCCUUACUGUACUGUCGCGUUUCAGAAGUCGUGUUCUUUCGUUAUAAGGGGGUGAAAGGAAGUGUCGCGCGAGCUAGAAGCAUUUCUCUCGCCGUUGGAUGGAUAGAAGAGUUCGAUAUUUCCCGAGUGUCGUGCAGUCGGCCAGUAGCCUAUGAGGCAGUGCCUUAUACAGUGCCUUGUAAAUAUUAUUUUAUCUCAUUCGUUAGAGGAAUCGUAUUCGUCGAAGUAAAGAAAGUUCGUUUCAUUGCUUUGUUGAAUCCAUUUACGUUUCUCGUUAACGCCUGUCCAUUUCGUUUCGUCCCGUUCUUCUCAUUUCUCCCCUUUAUCCAUGUUUUCGCGUUCUAUUUCGUUUCUAUUGUGUAUAUAUCAUUAAACGAAUGUCGUAUUUUAAGUGCCUUACGCAACAAGAAUCACCGAGGUCUUCCAUUCUGUUUCUUGUACGUAGAAAAAAAAAAAAAAAAAAAAACGCCAAGCGAGUGUUUUGUCGUGUACCGUGGUUGUAAUAAGUACGAGGAACGUUUGUAAAAUUAACCGAGAAAUCGCCUAGUUUGUAGAUUAUAUGUUAAGAUUAUGCGUAUAUGAGAGAGAAAGAGAGAGAGAGAAAAGAGAGAGGAGAAUACGAGAGGCUGCAUGUCCGUAUGUACGUAUGAUUGCGUUAAUUUAUAUUUAUAUCGAGUGCGGAGAAAUGAAGUUUAUAAUUCCUCUCUAUCGUGAGAAUAGAAAGAAGAUCGACGCUUAUCAUUGCAAGAGUAUCAAAUAAAUAUUGAUCUCUUUGUCAAAACUUA
Messenger RNA from Apis laboriosa (Himalayan honeybee), 2277 nucleotides. RefSeq names its product protein hairy (gene hry). Gene Ontology annotation, biological process: regulation of transcription by RNA polymerase II; regulation of neurogenesis; anterior/posterior pattern specification. Gene Ontology annotation, cellular component: nucleus. The coding region runs from base 124 to 1212 and encodes 362 amino acids. The transcript has 4 exons. Lineage: Eukaryota; Metazoa; Arthropoda; Insecta; Hymenoptera; Apidae. The record is from RefSeq and is a predicted model, not a curated record. Gene Ontology annotation, molecular function: RNA polymerase II cis-regulatory region sequence-specific DNA binding; protein dimerization activity; DNA-binding transcription factor activity, RNA polymerase II-specific.